UGACGUUUCGAACUUGGAUAUUUGUAUUCAUAGAUUUUUUGUUUCGUUUAAUGUAAUUUAAUAACUAAUUCAUCAUUAAUUACAACAAAUGUAGUGAACAGCUACUUUGUUUAUAUUACUGUGCAAACGACGGUGAUUUCUUUAAGAAAACACAAAAUUAUCAAGAUGACGGAGACGCGUCGCUUGCAGCUUCAUCUUGGAAAAUGUAUCGAAGAUUUAGACAAAUUACACAAUGUUCCGGAUUUAAAAUCGAAAAGAGCUCAUUUGUUAUGCAAAACUGCUCAGAAACUGUUUGAGAAAGCUGAACAGGAGCGCGACAGAGGCGAUGAGGAAAACUCGUACGUUUACUACAUGAAAUACCUUCGCGUAGUGGCGUUCCUCAGCAAAGACAAGGAGUACAUGAAGGACAAGACUUACUAUAACAACAUGCUGGGAACAAAAAAUCCCAAUAAGGCUAUUGACGCUGCUGAAAUGUUGAAAAACAGCCUUAUUGAUAGAUAUGCUAAGGAACAGAAAGCAAAACGCUUGCAUGAUAUCAAAGAAAACGAGCUUGUUAAGCAGAUGAUUGAUGAGAACAGAAAGAAAGCAAUUGAAGCUAUCCCGGUUCAUGAGCAACCGCAACCAGUAGGACUGCCAGGACCAGAUGAAGUGACAAUAAAAAGUGAGCAGCUGUAUUCAAUUCUCAAGAGUGGGAAACUGAAAGUGAUGAUCCUAGACGCUCGUCCGGGGAAGGACUAUUUGGAAUCUCACAUCAAUUACCCUGCCUGUAUUAGUAUUCCCGAGGAAUGUAUAUCACCAGGGCAAUCAGCGAAUGUUCUGGAACAGAAUCUGCCAUCAGCGUCCCGAGCGGUAUGGUCGGAGCGGGCUGCCAUGGAACUGAUUGUGAUGCUGGAUUGGAGUAGCACAGCCGUUAUCCCCGGGAAGACACUGCAUCUGCUAAAGACUAUACUGCUAAAGUGGGACAUAAAAGUCCAAUAUGCCCGUCAGCCGCUAGCAUUGCUUGGUGGUUAUGAAGAUUGGCUGCUGAAGUACCCUGCCUUCACCACCAAUCACCUCGCUGUACCUCCCAGUCAGAACAGCAUGCUUGAUGAUAUGUUAGGUGAGAUAGAGUACCCCAACUGGUCCGAUGUGGUCCCCCCAUCCCCUCCAGCACAGCAAGCCGCGCCCCCACAGCGCACCCCCAAGCCGGGGGAGCCUGUCGUUGAUCGUACUAGUAAAAUGGCAGCAGUGCAGCUGUACGAGGAGCGCGCCCGCAACAUGCAGCUCAUCCUGGAGGAGCAGCAGCGCAUCGCUGACACAUCACUCACCUUGGAGAUGCAGAGGAUCGAAGCUGAACAGGAUUGGGAGAAAGUACGCGAACAACGCGAGGCUGCACAGCGCGAAGACCUGCGAGCUAUGUACCAGCUACGCCAGCAGGAGAUCUCCUCACUCCUCAUGCAGCUCGAGAACAAGCAGUUCGACAUGGAACAAGAGAACCAGCGUCUCCGGGAACAGCUGGAGGAGUACCAGCGUCGGGAGCGCGAGGAGGCGGAGAAGUUGGCUGAGAGCAUCGCACGCGCUGCAGAACAGUCACACAGCGAUGCAGACGCACAAGCGGCCAUGGCGCAGCAGGAGGCGAGCUCAGCAGCACUGCGCGAACUGAGCGCUAGACGUGCGCACAUCGCGGAAGUGCGCGCCGCCAGGCAACACCUUGACCGCCGCCGUGAGCUGCUCGAGACUGAGCGCAAGCGCAAGCUCACUGAGGCCCGCAUGCGCAGGAAGCCACAGGACGAUGAUGGCGACACAUUCAUGGAGCCCCCGGAGGACGCGGCCGAAGUCCCCGGCCUCAACCGCUCGCAGUCCUCGCCCAACAUACCAAAGGUAUCUGAGGAGGAGGAAGAGGAGGAGACACCAGCGCCGACGUUCGACCGCAGCACGAAGCCGCACAAGGUGGCGCCCUCCAGUGACAUGCAGCAGCGAGACUUCCAGCCUGUGUGGGGAGAUGUGGGUCGCGGCUUGACUGGUCUAAAGAAUCUUGGUAACACAUGUUAUAUGAACUCCAUCAUCCAGUGCCUCAACAACACCGCUAUACUCGUCACAUACUUCUGCAAUGGACAGUACCUCGAACAUGUCAAUAGGUCUCACAGCACGCGCGGUGCCAUCGCAGAGGAGCUGGCGGCGGUUGUGCGCGCGCUCUGGUCCGGACAGUACCGCUUCAUCGCCAUUAAAGACCUCAGGAACGAAGUGGGCAAACAUCAGCGCGCUUUCCGCGGCGGAGAGCAGCAGGACUCGCACGAGUUCCUCACCAUUCUCAUGGAUUGGCUGCACCUCGACCUGCAGUUCGCCAUCAAACCGCCGCAGAAGGAUGGUCUGCCGGCUGCGGAGCGCGCGUGGCACGAGUACACUCGCUGCAAGGAGAGCCUCGUGCUGCGGCUGUUCUACGGCCAGAUCAGGUCCACUGUGCGCUGUGUGCGCUGCGCCGAGCGCUCCGCCACAUACGACUCCUUCUCCAACCUCUCCCUGGAGCUGCCCGCGGCCGCCGCGCGCUGCACGCUGCAGGACUGCUUAAACCUGUACCUAAAAGACGAGACGAUACCGGGCUGGAACUGCCCCAAGUGCAAGGAGAAGCGGGACGCGGUCAAGAAGCUGGACAUCUCCCGACUGCCGCCGGUGCUGGUCAUCCACUUCAAGCGGUUCUACGUGGACCCCAAGGAGUACAUGAGCAACACGUACCGCAAGAAGCAGACGUACAUCGACUUCCCGCUGGAGGAGCUGGACAUGAGCCAGUUCUCGCUGCACUGUCCCGGCAACCCCAUGUACAACCUGUACGCCGUCUCCAACCACUACGGCUCCAUGGAGGGGGGGCAUUACACCGCCUACUGCAAGAGCAGCGUCUACGGCAAAUGGUACAAAUACGACGACCACGUGGUGACAGAGAUACCCACAAGUGAGGUGAAGUCCAGCGCCGCCUACAUACUGUUCUACACCUCGUGUGCGCGCUCGUGAUGCCCCGCCCCUUUACAUGGCCCCGCCCCUUUACACGGCCCCGCCCCUUUACACGGCCCCGCCCACACGCGUACCGACAUAAAAUCACCAACCUCUAGUAAUUCCUAUCUUAAUUAUCUCUCGUUUUAAACACAAGAUUGUUUUUUUUUUUCGUUCU
Molecule: messenger RNA, 3142 nt
Organism: Papilio machaon (common yellow swallowtail)
Lineage: Eukaryota; Metazoa; Arthropoda; Insecta; Lepidoptera; Papilionidae
Gene: Usp8
Product: ubiquitin carboxyl-terminal hydrolase 8
Exons: 19
Coding region: 166-2985 (939 amino acids)
Biological process (GO): protein deubiquitination
Molecular function (GO): cysteine-type deubiquitinase activity
Source: RefSeq, a predicted model, not a curated record